UUUAAAAAAAGAGGGGCAAUUUUCCAGAACUUAGAAACUACUGUCGACAACCAAAAUUGUGAAUAUUUCGUAACACCCACAGACACACGUACAAAUUAUUUGCGCACAGCCAACGAAAUUUGUUCGAUUCGAUUGUGCAUAUUUUUAUGUGAACAAUAAGAACCCAUUGCAGGAUGGACACGCUGCCGGAUGAGUUUUUGGCCAUUCCGGAUGACGAGCGGCUGGGCUGCAAGAUGGAUCGUUCCGCACGCCGCCGGCAUGACCACGAAGCCAUGGCCGCCGCCCAUGUGGUGGUGGCCACAACGGCGGGAAAACCGAAACCACCAAAGCCGGAGGGCAAAAGGCUGCGCAGGAAGUUGACCGAAUGCGAGCAGGAGAAGCAGUCCCUGGCCCAGUCCAUACAGGAGAAGAAUCAAGAGAUUUUCGACUUGAAGAAAUCCGUAGAUUCCCUCAACGACGUCCUCAACUCGGUGCCCAUAGAUGAACUGCGCUCCAAUUCCUCCAUAGCCAGCACCAAGAUCCUGGAGUUGAGCAAGAAGAAUCGGCAGAUGCGCGCCGAAUUGGAGCAGGCCAAGAAUCGGCUGUCCAAAAAGGAAGCCCACAUUGAGAAGCUGGAAAGGGAUCUGCGCGCCCACGAGGAGAAGAAUCAGCAUAACCAGGAGAUGCUCAAGAAGGGCUGCUCCGCCGAAGAUCUCCAGGCGAGGAUCAACAGUAUGCAGCAGAAGCUGUUCGAAACCAGGAACAAGAACACCGAGUUGCAGACCCAACUGAAGUUGGCGCAGAAGUGCCUGCAGCACGAGAUCGGCGAGAGCGUCAACAUCAACAUCCUGGCCAAUAAUCUCAACCAGGCCAACUGGCGUGGUCGUGCCCAGCAGAUCAUCACGCUCACCCAAAAGGUGCAGGAGCUCAAGGCUCGCCUAGAUUCGUACGAGGACAGGGCUGCAGAUCGCGUGGAGUAUGCUCCCGUUCCCCUGGGUUCCAAUCUGGAUUUGGUCGCGGGAAACUGCCGAUCCCAUCAUGAGAGAUUGGGCGGAGGCGACAGCGGAGCCAGCUUUGAUCGCUUCACGCCGAAUGUGCGGAAGAGUGAGAUUCUCCACCGGGCCAAGGUGGAGUCUCUGGAGAAGGAGAUCCUCAGCCUGCAGGCCCAACUGGAGGAGCAGCGCGGCAAGACGCUCGCCCUGAAGGUGAGAAACAAGACCCUAAACGAGGACAUGAACAAGUACAAGAUGCGCUCCAACGAGCUGGAGGAGCAGACCGACUUCAAUGGCGUCAAUAUCAAUACCAUGAAUGACAAGCUGAACCGCCAGAGGAUUCAGUACGAGAGCCGCUUGGACGACAUGCGCGGCGAACUCAUCCGGGUGACCGAGGAGCGGGAUCUCUCGCGGCGCCAAAUGGAGGAGCUGAGUGGCAUGCACCUGGAGCUGCAGUCGGUGGUCAAGCAGAAGGAUGUGGCCAUCGCCAGUCUGCAGGAGAUGAACAAGAAACUGCAGAUGGACCUGCGCGCCCUCUCCGGAGGAUUCCUCUUCUCCUGUCGCGAGUUUCGAAAGGAGGAAUUUGUGGGCAUCCUGGAUGCCCUCGAGGUGGAGAAGAAUCAGCUCAUGCUGCUGACCAAAACCCUGGAAGAACGUCUGGAGGCGGAGCGAGCCAAGAACGAGGCCGCCCACGAGCAGAUCGGCAAGUUGAAGGCCCGCAUCAGCCGGUUGGAGGUGAAGAUCAGGGACCUGGAGAAGGAGCUCGAUGUGCAGUCCGACAAGAAGAAGCGCACCCAGCGAAUGGCCGACUACGCCAGCUCGCUGAGUCGCACUUCUCUUAACGGAUCGAUUGGUUCCUUCUGCUUCGAGAACCAGUCCCAGUUCCAGUCCACCACAACUCUGAAUUCGGCUGGACAGCCUGAGCUUAGAAUAGAGGAUCUCAAGAAUCAACUGGAGUUGGCUAAGGAGAAGAUCACCAUGCUGACAGAGAAGCUGGAAUAUAUUACCGAGGAGAAGCACGCCGAUGCCAAGUUCUUCGAGGAGACCAUGAACAACUCCAAGACCAUAAUCCUGGACAUCAUAAAUGGUGCUCGCGAAGGCGGCACACUUGUCAGCAAAAACACUGAGCCAACCACCAGCGAGAUCUCCAUUCACUAAGAUUGGGGAAAUAUAAUUUGUAUUUUGAUUAAUUUUUAUGUUCUUUCCAAUGCGAUCAACUCGACAAAGGUUCGUGCCAGCAACCAUUAUUAAAAUCGAAACCAUUUUAAUGGCAUUACUUAGAAGAGCUCACACAAAUUGUAGAAA
Messenger RNA from Drosophila biarmipes, 2276 nucleotides. RefSeq names its product myosin-11. Lineage: Eukaryota; Metazoa; Arthropoda; Insecta; Diptera; Drosophilidae. Gene Ontology annotation, cellular component: centriolar satellite. The record is from RefSeq and is a predicted model, not a curated record. Gene Ontology annotation, biological process: non-motile cilium assembly; cytoplasmic microtubule organization. The transcript is spliced from 3 exons. The coding region runs from base 174 to 2129 and encodes 651 amino acids.